CAUCACCAACCCAACCGUUGCUCAGUUCGUCACGCGUCUCCCUUUGCAACAGUUUGGGUAGGAAUCGGCGUGUCAGAAUUAACAAACCGACAUUUGAUCUCAUCUGAUUCGUCCCCGGAUGCGGAGUGCCCACUCCGUCAUCCUCCACAUCGGGAAUCCACGUCCCUCUUCCUGUCCUCCUCUGCUCCCCGCGCCAAAAUAUAUACUCCCUCCGCCCCUCCAUCGCCUCCCUCAACUUCCUGCGCCGCGCCGCGUUCCUUUUCCUCCGUCGACGACGAGCGCGCAGAAGGAGCCUUGGCUUUGGAUUCUAGAAAGGCGGACAGAGCCUAGUGACCGGCUGGUUCCAAGAAAGAAGGGCAGUUACGAUGGAUGGCGCAGCGGAGCCGGCGCCGGCGGCGGCCGGCAAGUUGGAGAAGAGCUACUUCGACGUGCUGGGGAUCUGCUGCCCGUCGGAGGUGCCGCUCGUGGAGAAGCUCCUCGAGCCGCUCCCCGGCGUGCACAAGGUGUCCGUCGUCGUGCCCUCCAGGACCGUCAUCGUCCUCCACGACGCCUCCGCCAUCUCCACCGCCCAAAUCGUCAAGGCGCUGAACCAGGCGAGGCUGGAGGCGUCGGUGCGGGCCUACGGCGGCGCCAGCCAGAAGACCACCAACAAGUGGCCGAGCCCGUACGUGCUCAUCUGCGGCGUGCUGCUGGUGGUGUCGCUGUUCGAGCACUUCUGGCGGCCGCUCAAGUGGUUCGCGCUCGCGGGGACCGCCGCCGGCCUGCCGCCCAUCAUGCUCAGGAGCUUCGCCGCCGCCAGGAGGCUCACCCUCGACGUCAACAUACUCAUGCUCAUCGCAGUUGCUGGGGCAAUAGCUCUGAAGGACUAUUCCGAGGCUGGGUUCAUUGUCUUCCUCUUCACCAUAGCCGAAUGGCUCGAGACCAGGGCAAGCCGCAAGGCCACUGCUGGAAUGUCGGCACUUAUGAGCAUGGCACCACAAAAUGCUAUUCUGGCAGAGACUGGGCAAAUAGUUGCUUGCCAGGAUGUGAAGAUCAAUACAACAAUAUCUGUCAAGGCAGGAGAGGUAGUGCCGAUCGAUGGUGUUGUCGUCGAUGGACGGAGUGAGGUUGAUGAGAGCACUCUCACCGGGGAGUCCUUCCCGGUGUCCAAGCAGGCCGGCUCCCAGGUCUGGGCUGGUACCCUCAACAUAGAUGGUUACAUUGCGGUGAGGACAACUGCUAUGGCUGACAACUCUGCAGUGGCGAAAAUGGCAAGGCUCGUCGAAGAAGCCCAGAACAGUAGAUCCAGUACUCAGAGGCUGAUUGAUACGUGUGCUAAGUAUUACACGCCUGCUGUUGUUAUCAUGUCUGGAGCAGUAGCGCUGAUCCCUGUAAUAGUCAGAGCACACAACCUCAAACACUGGUUCGAAUUGGCCCUAGUCCUCCUUGUGAGUGCUUGCCCAUGCGCUCUAGUCCUGUCAACGCCCGUUGCCACCUUCUGUGCUCUACUGAGGGCCGCGAGGACAGGUGUUCUCAUCAAAGGAGGGGAUGUCCUUGAAUCCUUGGCCAGUAUCAAAGUUGUCGCCUUCGACAAAACUGGUACAAUUACUAGAGGAGAGUUCUCUGUCGAGGAGUUUCGGACAGCUGACGAGCGUGUUCCGAAGCAACAACUUCUUUACUGGGUCUCAAGUAUGGAGAGCAAAUCAAGCCACCCAAUGGCAUCGGCUCUUGUUGAUUAUGCUCAUUUUAACUCCGUGGAGGCGAAAUCGGAAAAUGUCACCGAAUUUCAAAUCUAUCCUGGUGAGGGGAUUUAUGGUGAAAUUGAUGGAGUAGGAGUAUAUGUUGGGAACAAAAGGAUAUUGUCAAGGGCUUCAUGUCAAACAGUUCCUGACAUAAAAGAUAUGAAAGGAGUUACCAUUGGAUACGUGGCCUGCAACAACGAAUUGAUUGGAGUAUUUAGUCUUUCGGAUUCUUGCCGAACUGGAUCAGCUGAAGCCAUCAGGGAGUUGAGAUCAAUGGGCAUCAAGUCCGUGAUGCUAACUGGUGAUAGUAAUGCCGCGGCCACAUUCGCACAAAACCAGCUGGGAAACCUCCUUGCUGAAGUUCACUCUGAACUUCUGCCAGAAGACAAAGUGAGAAUUGUCGAUGAACUGAAGGAAAAAGAUGGCCCUACACUGAUGAUUGGAGAUGGCAUGAAUGAUGCCCCGGCAUUGGCUAAAGCCGAUGUUGGAGUCUCCAUGGGUGUAUCUGGUUCAGCCGUCGCAAUGGAGACGAGCCACAUUACUCUGAUGUCGAAUGACAUCCGCAGGAUUCCCAAGGCUAUCAAGUUGGCAAGGAGGACACACCGGACUAUUAUCAUGAACAUUGUCUUCUCAGUGGUUACAAAGCUUGCAAUCGUUGCCCUUGCAUUUGCCGGGCAUCCACUUAUUUGGGCAGCAGUCCUUGCUGACGUCGGUACAUGCUUGCUGGUGAUCAUGUACAGCAUGCUGUUGCUGAGAGAGAAAGGCAGUGGAAAGGUGGCAAAGAAAUGUUCUUCUCAUCAUGGGUCUCAUUCAAAGAAGCAUGGCACUUCCCACCACUGCUCAGCUGGUCAUCACCAUGAGCAUAAAUCAACCGGAAGUUGUGUAGAUUCAUCUGCCGGUAAGCAUGCUUGCCAUGAUCAUCACCAUGAGCAUGACCACCACAAAGAGCCAAACAACCCACAUUCCACGGACAAGCAUGGCUGCCAUGAUCAUAGCCAUGGCCACAACCACUGCAAAGAGUCGAGCAACCAGUUAGUCACAAGCAAGCAUGUUUCCCAUGGUCAUGGCCAUAACCACUGCAAAGAGCCGAGUAACCUGGACUCCGCCGCGCACAAGCAUGAUAUCCAUGAGCAUGAACAUAGCCACCGUGAAGAAUCCAACGGUUCACAUUCAAUGGAUGAGCGUGCUUGCCAUGAUCACAAGCACUGUGAAGAGCCAAUCAGCUUGCUUUGUGCCACUGAGCAUGCUUGCCAUGACCAUGACCAUGACCAGGACCACGAGCAUCAUUGCUGUGAUGAACAGCAAACGUUGCACACAGCAGAUGAUCACUCCUGCCAUGACCAUAAGCAUGACGACAAUUCAAUCCAGGAGCACUCGAUAUCGAUCGAGAUUACAUCGCCUGGUCACCAUGAGGAGAAAAGCCAAUGUGGACACCACAGCGAACACAAAGAGAAAGGGUGUGGACAUCACCCAAAAGCAAAUGAUCACAUUCCGGCUGUGACCGAAUGCAGCAAGGGAAACUGUCAGAGCACAAUGAGCAGCGGGAGUUGCGAAAGCAAAGGUAAAGAAAUUUGUCCAAGCUGGCAAGUUGGUCGCACCAGAGUGGUCCGCCGGUGUUGCAGGACUAGGGUGCGCAGCUGCUGCAGCAACAGCAUGUUGAAGCUGCCUGAGAUUAUAAUAGAGUAGGAGGGAAAGUAUAUAUCAUAUCUUGGCAACCUAAAUGAGUAAAUCUUCCAUGAUCUAAAAAAUCAGAUAUCAAAGUCGCCUUGUUGGCACAUAUAGCUAGAUGGCCGUGGCUGACACAAGGUGUUUGAUCUGGUUUAGUUUUUGCUGCUGAAGAAAUGGUGUAGAGGUCUGAAUUUUGAUGAAGCAGGUAUCUUGUCUAUCUGAAAGGGUGCGGCUAUUGUUGUUUGUCGCUGGUGAUUUUGCAUCUUUUCAAAGAAUUUGAGAAGGCGCUAAACGGAGUAGCUCAUAAUAUCAGCGUGCUUGUAUAUUUACAGAAGGUGGUGGAUAAAAUCAGUUGAUAAUUGCAUACUAGGUUUUCUCUGUUUGGUUGAAGUUGUAAUUUUACUCAACUUCUGUGGACGAAAUACCUUUAACUAAGUUCAGUUAUGAGGUGUUCUGUGAA
Lolium perenne is the source of this 3849-nucleotide messenger RNA. RefSeq names its product cadmium/zinc-transporting ATPase HMA2. NCBI's taxonomy places the organism in Eukaryota, Viridiplantae, Streptophyta, Magnoliopsida, Poales, Poaceae. Gene Ontology annotation, cellular component: membrane. The record is from RefSeq and is a predicted model, not a curated record. Gene Ontology annotation, molecular function: ATP hydrolysis activity; ATP binding; ATPase-coupled monoatomic cation transmembrane transporter activity. Gene Ontology annotation, biological process: monoatomic cation transport; transmembrane transport.